Messenger RNA from Hydractinia symbiolongicarpus, 3593 nucleotides. Its product is annotated as vam6/Vps39-like protein. The transcript is spliced from 5 exons. Gene Ontology annotation, cellular component: membrane; cytoplasm. The record is from RefSeq and is a predicted model, not a curated record. Gene Ontology annotation, biological process: intracellular protein transport; autophagy; endosomal vesicle fusion. Gene Ontology annotation, molecular function: protein binding. Lineage: Eukaryota; Metazoa; Cnidaria; Hydrozoa; Anthoathecata; Hydractiniidae. Bases 78 to 2702 code for a protein of 874 amino acids.
ACUUUAUGAUUUAUGUAUAUUUUAGCAUUAUGUGACACAAAAGAAAGAAAGUUCUUCGCUUUCUGGACAUUACAAAAAUGCAUGAUGCAUUUGACUGUGUGGCAAUAUUGGAAAAAUUGCCAUUAGAGAUUGAAUGUAUAGCAACAUCUGGCAAUAAACUGCUAGUAGGGACAAACAAAGGCCAUCUCCUGGUAUAUGGUAUUCAGGAAGAUUUAUCAAGUGGAAGAUCUGAUCAACGAUUUGAAGUAGAACUUCAAAGAUCAAACAAAGCAUUUGGCCGAAAGCCAAUUUCACAACUUGUAGUUGAGGAGCAGUAUGGUGUCUUAAUUAGUUUAUGUGAUGGUAUGAUCAGUGUUCAUGAUUUCGACACAUAUUCUUGUAAAACCCAGUUUCCUAAAGGCAAAGGUGUCAACUACUUUGCAAUUAAUACUUCUACAUAUUCUGGUAAGGAUUCCAUGAGGUUGUGCACAAUUUCAAAAAGGAAAAUUCAGACCUAUGUAUGGAUUAAGAAUGAAUUUCAGGAAUUACAUGGUGAGUUAGGAUUGCCGGAAACACCGCGAACUGUCAUAUGGGUCGGAACAUAUCUUUGUGUUGGUACGAAGAAGGAAUACAUGUUGAUCAAAGCAGAUAGUGGUCACGUGAUUAAUUUAUUCGACACUGGUAAAAAGCAGGAACCAUUGAUUGUUCCAAUGCCAUCUGGUGAAAUUGCACUGUGCCGCGACGAGGUUACAGUUUUUCUGAGUAUAGAUACUCAUGGUCAGCAUCAUCAAAAACAUGCAGUCACUUGGUCUGAUGUGCCUUUAGACUUGCAAUUCUCUCAACCAUAUAUUAUUGCAGCUUUGUCUAGAAAUAUUGAGAUUUGUUCUCGAGAUCCACGCUUGCUUGUCCAAAGAAUUGAUAUCACUGGUACAAGAAAUAUUGUAUGUGGUCCUCAUUGUUAUGCUGCUUCCAUCACACAUGUUUGGAGGCUUGUCCCUGUUCUGAUUUCAACACAAGUAGAACAGCUUAUUAAGGACAAAGAAUUCAAACUGGCACUUACUCUGACCAGCAGUAUUGAUAACGAAGGUGUAAAAAAGAAAAAAAUGCAACAGAUUAAGACACUGUAUGCAUUUGAGUUGUUCUACAUGAAACGUUUUGAAGAGGCUUUGAAAAUGUUCAAAGAGGUCGAUGCAGAACCUACUUAUGUCAUUGGGUUGUAUCCUGAUUUACUUCCUGAGGAAUAUCGAAAACAACUUGACUACCCAUCGGCACCUCCUAAGCUGUCUCAGGGUGAUCUGGAAAAAGGUUUUGUAUCACUCACGGAAUAUUUGACCAGGAUACGAAAUAAAAGUUUGUCUAACCAGGCAAGUGCAGAAAUACCAGGAACAACCGAGUCACGUAAAAUGUUGUUACAAAUAAUUGACACUUCAUUACUAAAGUGCUACCUAAAAACAAAUGAAAAUAUGAUUGCGCCACUGUUACGAUUAAAGGAUAACAAUUGUCAUGUAGAAGAAUGCGAGAGGGUACUUGUCAAAGAAAAAAAAGUCAAUGAACUAGUUUUACUUUACCAAAGUAAAGGCAUUCACAAGAAAGCGUUAGAUCUGCUAUUGCGUCAGGCCGAUUUACCAUCAAGUCCACUGAAGGGUCCUAAAAAAACUAUAGAGUAUUUACAAAAAUUAGGAGCAGAAUAUAUUGGAUUGAUAUUCGAUUAUUCCAAAUGGGUUUUGAAAAAAACACCAGAAGAAGGUUUAAAAAUAUUCACGAACGACAUUCCUGAGGUUGAAGGACUGCCAAGACAGAAAGUUCUUGUACAUUUAGAAAACAAUGCAGCUCAGUUAGUGAUAAAAUAUCUGGAACAUAUUAUAUUUGAUUGGAAAGAGAACAGGGUAGAAUUUCAUAAUAAAUUGAUUACUUGCUAUAAAGAGAAGAUAAUGCCUUUAUUGAAAGACUAUCUGGUGUCAUUAUUUGACAGUGAUAUCAGAAAGAAAGCUGGAAAGGAAUCUGGCGAGCUAGGGGACCUUCGAUCUAGACUGCUAUUCUUUUUAGAGACAUCAACAAGUUACCAACCAAUGAAAUUACUCCGUUUUUUUCCUCAAGAUGUAUUAUUUGAAGAGAGGGCUUUGCUUUUGGGACGAGCUGGACGGCAUGAAGAAGCUUUAGCAAUCUAUAUCUAUGUGUUGAAGGAUGCAAAGAUGGCUGAACAGUAUUGUAGACGUCAGCAUGAGAUGAAUUUGGAUGAAAAUAGGAACGUUUACCUCAGCUUGGUAAAAAUGUAUUUAAAGCCUAAUCAUUUGCCAUCAUUGGGAUUAUCACAAUCUGUAUUUUCUAAAUGUUCAAUGAAAGCAAAUGUUGGUGCCGCUCUUACUGUGUUGAAUACUCAUUAUCAAAAAAUUGAUGUUUCUCAGGCAUUAGAUUUGUUGCCGGCUGCAACAGAAGUAAAUGAUAUUACAGUUUUCUUGUUGAAUGUUCUAAAGGACAAAAUGCAAGAAAGAAGAAACUGUCUUUUGUUGAAGAGCCUUUUGUAUGCGGAGCAUUUACAAAUGCAUGAGCAAAGGGUGUUUUAUCAAAGUAAGAAAUGUACUAUCACUGAAGAGAGAGCGUGUUGUGUAUGUCACAAAAGAAUUGGUACAAGCGCAUUUGCUAUGUAUCCAAAUGAUGUUAUUGUUCAUUACUACUGUUGUAAAGACCGACGUGUUUGCCCUCCUGAGAGUUUUUAUUUUUAGUUUUUCGACUUUAUAUUUUUUGCUUAAUAAUGUCAAGUUAUCUUGAGAACACAUAAAAAUCAGAAACAACAUCAACCCUGAAUUAAAAUAAGUACUUCUUAUAAGAAGCAUGCUCUUUGGACUCAACCCAAGCAAUGUAAUCUAACUGAGAAAAUGUAGAGCCUGACCUGUGUUUGAUACUACGUGUUUACUUUUUUAAAUUUUUCAAUGAAUCUUUAUCAAAUUAGCAUUUGACUUGAGCCUCGCGUUCCUUGAAAUAUGUUUUAUAACAACGUUUUUUUUAUUAUUUUCUCAAGGAUAUCUUUCUACCAAUAGAAAAAUAAUCAGAUAUUCCUAUAUUGUUAAUCGCUGUAUGUUUUCUUUCUUUAAUUUACUAAAUCCACUGACCCAUCCCCACACCUCUCCCGCCCACACCCUAUUAGUUUACUUCAACAAUUUUCUUGUAAUGUUUUUUACGAUAGUUGAAUAUACGUUGUUUUUACAAGGUAUUUCAUUGUUUUGUUCAUUUAAUAAGUACACGUCGCUGUAAUUGCUUAGGUGAGAUAUUUUUAUUUUCCAUGUUGCUUGUGUUUGCCAUUCGGCUAAUUUUUGUCUUAUAAAAAUUUGAUUGCACAGAUAGUUUAAAUUAUUUCUGGUAUGAAGUAAACAGAUAAAAGAUUGUCUUUUGUGAUAAUAAUUCUUCAGUGUAAUGUCUAUUUUGUAGUACCAUACAAUAAGUAAGUUAUUUUAAGCUGUAACCAUGUUGCCACAAAAGAAUUGUUUAUUAAUAGAUUACGUGCUUGUUAUAGGCACUGACUAUAUUUUUAUUUUUAUUUUGUUGUUGCUGUUUUUUGUAGCGUUUGUUUCAUUCUUGUUAAAUAUACUUUAUUAUAAAAAUAUGUUUUAUGAGGA